CAUGGAAUGUCAGCUUAGAGACAACAAGAUUACUCUUCUGGAAUUGUGACCGAGGGCCAGGUGUCUGUGGCUUGUGUAGGGACUGUGUGGAGGAUACAACCUCUAAUAGAUUAGGUGGAAGAUGUCAUCCCAGAGUCAGCCAAGCCUCCUUCACAAGUACAAGGGCAUCCUCUUCUCUGCCAUGUCUUCAGAAGAACUCCUUGAUUCCUUGGAUUCUUUUGAUGCAAGAGAAGAUGACAUAUUUCUGGUUUCCUACCCCAAAUCUGGAACUCACUGGGUGGCAGAAGUCAUUGAAAACAUUCCCAAUGCUGGAAUCACUCUCACAUCUCCUAUUGAGUGGGGAGAUGUUUCUAAAUUCAAAGAGCUAAAAAUGGUCCCUAAGAGAAGAGUUAUCCCAACGCAUCUAAGCUAUGAAAUGAUUCCUGUUACCGUUAAACAGAAGCAAUGUAAGAUUGUCUACGUUGUCAGAAAUCCGAAGGAUACAGCUGUGUCCCUGUUCCACUACUACAAAGACAACCCCAACCUCCCGUCCACUGAAACGUGGGCUGCGUUUUUAGAGCUGUUCCUCAAAGGAGAUGUUGUAUAUGGUUCCUGGUUUGAUCAUGUUUUGAGCUGGGAAAAACACAAAAAUGAUAAAAACAUCCUCUUCCUAUUCUAUGAAGAAAUGAAGAAUGAUUUUGCUAAGAGCCUAAAGAAAAUAACUGCUUUCCUUGGCAUCAGUGUGAAUGACAGUGAAAUGAGUAAGAUCGCUCGGAACACAUCGUUCAGUGAAAUGAAAAGCAAUGCAGUUAAAGAAAACUGUGAUCCUAAUCACACCAUCUGUGCCCUCACAUCCAACAGGAACCUGGUGUUCAGAAAAGGAGUGGUGGGUGAUUGGAUCAACUACUUCACUCCGAAGCAGAAGCGAGUCUUUGAUGAAGUAUUCACAGAGAAGAUGAGACACAGCGAUGUGGGCAGAUGCCUGAAGGAGUAUGCGAAUGCGGAUGGGAAGUAAAGCUGGACCUCCACCCUCUGCCGUGCAGCGCCCAGAGAACAUGUAAAUAUUCUUUACGGAUGUGGAAAGCAGGGACUUCUUCCCAUGAGAAACACAUACUUCAAGAAAGUGUCCAAAGUGGCCCUCGUGAGAGACUAUUAUCAUUGUAUUUGGUGACAGUCGAGAAAUAUUAAUAAAAGGAGGCAUAGAAUUCUCCAAUAGCUGAACUCUGGAUCCACUUUCAGCAUGUUCAGCAAGGCCAGGGGUAGUUCCUGUUCAGAGAGAGGACAUUACUGUAAAUCCUCCAUGAGCUGUGCUGAUGCGGAAUAGAGGCAAAGGAUUAAGAGACAUAACCAGGAAAAUUCCAUUUUCUGCCUAUUUAGACGAGCAUGGCCUGUAUCCCAACGUUUUUGUUCCAACAUUUCCAAGUGUCUGUGAGAAAUACUUUCUAAAAUCACAAUAACAGAGACCAUCCUGUCAAACUUGAAACAUCUAAUGGUAGGUUCCUAUCAUAUGUUGGUGAGCAUGAAGAAUGAAGAGAAAAUCCUCCAGCCGAACAUGGCUAGGCAAGCCUGUGUUUUCUUAAUAUCACCUCAAUUAAAUUAUAAACUUUUCAUUUUCCAAUUUUGAAACUGAACUUCCCUUUGAAAUUUUCCAUGCUUGUGACUAUAGUAUUUUGAGUAUGCAAGCUCUCUUCCAGACUCAUGCCCAGCGCUAAUUCAGUCUCUACAGCUCUCUGUAAAGUGCACUACCCCGUGCCUUUCACUAGAGGGCACUGUAAGGAACUCUCCGUGAACUGAACAGUGUUCUCAGUUUACUUCUGCUGUAGACUCCUACCUAAGGCUUGCUGGGGAAUCAAAACUGUGCUGUGUGUAGCUCUUAAUGCUGAGCUCAAAGCAGGAGGUGGGUUUGCUGAGUUCAACUAAACUCUUUGAUUUUUAUACCCUAGUGUAUUAUGAAUCUAUGUAAAUGUUCAGGGACAAA
Peromyscus maniculatus bairdii (prairie deer mouse) is the source of this 1957-nucleotide messenger RNA. RefSeq names its product sulfotransferase 6B1-like. The record is from RefSeq and is a predicted model, not a curated record. NCBI's taxonomy places the organism in Eukaryota, Metazoa, Chordata, Mammalia, Rodentia, Cricetidae. Gene Ontology annotation, molecular function: sulfotransferase activity.